AUGGGGCCCAGGAAUGCUGAAGGCAGAGAUGAACCAUCCAACUCGAAGCGCAGUCAGCGCAAGAUCCAUCCCUCGGUUGAGAACACCAUUGUGACACAUGCUCAGCGAUGGAUUGAGCUCGGACACCCCGUAAAGAAUACGCUCAUGGUGGUUGAAGUGGCCAAUUCACAUUUGAAUUCCAUACAAUGGCGGCUGCCACCUCAUGAGCGGGACCAAGUGGCCUCAGGGUGGGAAUUUGGCCUUUUCAAUCUCCAUCCCAGUUUCAAGGACUCCUAUCAAGCCGCUCGCCUAAAUGAGAGGAAGAAAGUGCCUGACCCGAACCCGGAUGACGAAUUGAUGCGACUUUUGGAUUUUCUUGACAAGUUCAAUGAAAUUAAACGGAAGUACGACAUCAUAGAUGAGAAUGUCUUUGCCGUGAGCGAACUGGGUUAUGUCACAACGGUUAGGUCGGAGAAACAGCCUGGAAUGGUUCUGUAUCGACCUGAGUCAAAGAAAAAGGAAACCCGUCAAUACUCUUCAGUUAUUCAUUGUGUUCAGUCUGGCGGCAGGCACCUGCCACCCUAUGUUACUGUCAAAAGCAACGAGCCCCCACGUCCCGAGAGACAUGGAUCAAUUCAAAUGGCAUUCAACAAGGACGGCUGGGCUGAUGAGACACAUGCCUUGGACUGGCUGAAGACAGUCUUUGAUCCUAUAAGCAAGGAGCGGAUCAAUAGCGCCCGCAUGCACCGACUCCUUCUCGUUGACUCUCGUCGAUUUCAAGUCACAACGGACUUUGAGAACUACUGCGAACGUCGCCAAAUCGUCUGUCUCUGCAUUCCAAAGCGGACACAAGAAAUGUUCAGUCCCUUUUACUGUGGAAUAUUCGAUUCACUGGCCAACAUUUUCAUUGAGCACAUGAAGCAGAAGCUGCACCAGAGCAGAAAAGACACCUUCACAAUCGAUCCCAAGGCCUUCGUGGACUUCAUCAACACGCAGCUGGCUUCACGUCAGAGAUUAAGCGAGUCGAAAGAUGCUUGGCUCAAAACAUGCCUCAUGCCUGUGGAUCGAGCAGCUCUGAAAAAUCGAUUCCGAGGCAGACAAGCCACACUUCCUCCUCAAACACAAGAGGCCGUGGUGGCUCCAGAUGACUCCGUUUCUAUCAUUGCUCCUGGAAUAAUCCCUACAACUUCAACGGUGAUGGCUAGCAGCCCCACGCCAACACCAGAAACUCCACCAAGUACAGACUCUCAACCUCGAACUCCGCAGUCAUCGCAUGUGCCCCUAUUACCUGUCAGUGAGAGGAAGACACCGGCGCCACCGCUCGAUGAAGUUGCAAGCACUGUUCCUCGUCAACGCCGAGCCACAACACCUGUGCGGACGCCUGACAACCAGGGAAGGCCGAAUACUUUCGAGAUUGCGGCGGAGAAUUUUCGCAAGCGAUUAAACGAAUUUGAAGAUUCAUCACCUCGAUCGCGGAAACGACAUCGUGAUAGACUUGUCAGUGAUUACUCUCGGUCUCUCGCCAGAGCAGAAUUCUUAGAGGAGGAAUUGAAUGAUUACAAAAAAAGGGGUACCCCAAGAUAG
This is a messenger RNA of Penicillium argentinense, 1563 nucleotides long. RefSeq lists its product as uncharacterized. Gene Ontology annotation, molecular function: nucleic acid binding. The record is from RefSeq and is a predicted model, not a curated record. The transcript has a single exon. Lineage: Eukaryota; Fungi; Ascomycota; Eurotiomycetes; Eurotiales; Aspergillaceae. Bases 1 to 1563 code for a protein of 520 amino acids.